UUUGUUCCGAACCAUCCUUAUGUAUGGAUUUCAUUUCUUAGUUUGGUUUCUUUGUGUUCGAGGCAUCAAAGAUACUCAGUGUGGAUUCAAGCUAUUAACAAGAGAAUCAGCUAGAAUACUCUUCCCUAAUAUGCAUGUAGAAAGAUGGGCAUUUGAUGUUGAAUUGUUAUAUAUAGCACAAUACCUUGGUAUGUCAUUAUCAGAAGUAUCAGUCAACUGGGAAGAAAUAGAAGGUACCAAGAUGAUUCCAUUUUUCAGCUGGGCCCAGAUGGGACGAGACCUGAUCCUCAUUAGGCUACGCUACCUCUGUGGGUUCUGGAAGAUAGACCCAAAACCUAAAGCCGAUUAGUUUCAACCUUGGUGGUUCAAAUCAGUGAUGUAGUCCUAAAUACCUUGCAUGUCGGCAAGACCAAGGGGCCAGUUUCACUAACUCUGUCAUAAGACUUGGAUCUUUGAUAAGCCAUAGAAACAUGUAGAAUUUACUCAUGUUUUUAUGAGGUGCCCAUGAAUUGCAGACUUGUGAUGGUUUUGUGAAAUUGAACAAUGUAGGCCAUGUCUUACAGGGUAUAAAAUCUUAUGGGUUUACAAGUUAAGAUUCUCUCUGUUUACAUGUGGUUGAUAGCUUCACCAACCCUUGAGUUUAUUCUGCAGACUGCUUGUUAAUAUUCCAAAAUAAAAAAUAUUUUUGUAAGAUGAGUAUAUCAUCAUGGUCCUCAUAAUUUUACAAAUUACAAUUUAACCAUGUUAUUUCUUCUCUUUGUCCAAAUACAAAAUUCAAAUAAGAUUUAAACCUAGAUUCAGAAUAAGAAAUGUCAUUCUAUGCUUCGCCGGGAGAUGCCAACUAUUUCUUUUUCCACAUUGUUUAGUGCAGGGUUGUUUGUUGAAAGAUACCUAUGGUUUCAUGGAAAAUAUUGGGUGUUUCUGCCAAAACUUAGCCUUUUCAGCCAUCAGAUUUCUGUAUUGCAUUUUUUUCCACCUGCAGGUGAAUGAUGACACACUAUUUCAAGAAAUUAUAGUAUUUAAAAAACAUGAAGAUUCAUUUCUUACCCAAAGUAAAUAGCAAGAUAAUCUUGGAAGAGGUUAGUGAAAUCCACCUGUUUGAAAAAUAUAAUGUGGUGGAGCUAAUAAACCUCAUAUCUCAAAAUUUAAAAAUGUUGAGAGCAGCUUAGAAAAGGCUGUAUUUGAUAAAUAUAGCAAUGGUUGCCAUCUCAUAUUGUCUGAAAACAGUCUCCUGAUACCUGUGAGGGGUCUUCCCACGAGGCCGAGGGUCCAAAUCGUAUUUUAUUUUAUCAGGACGUUUGUCUUCAUUGUUAACAGUUGCGGGCGUGCUAUGAAGAUUUUAAGUUAAAAAUUCAUUACUGUUUAAUCAUAAACCAACUCGAUUCGAUUUGUAUUUAAAUAUUUUAGAUAAAUUUCUUUCUAAUAUAAAACAAUUGAUAUUCAAUUCUUGAAACUAUAAUCUAUCCAGAAUUUGGCAGUUCAAAGGUCAUUUUUAUAUUAAGCUCCUGACCAUUCUUCCAAUUUGGUAUACUUAAUUUUUUAUCAGCUUAUAUUUGUCUAUGUCCUGCUGUUGUGAUAUGGAUUAAAAUGUACAUUCCAAGAAAAAAAACAUAACCGAUAAAUAAUAACAAUAAGAAAAUGUUCAAUACUAGAUUUUCAAAUUUUUACAAAGAAUAAACGGCUGAAAAUGGAUUCAACGGCCACAUUCUUGAAUGAUGGGUAACUGAGAUGAUACUCGAGUAUAAAUCAAGACCAGAUUUAUCAAAGCUUCACCACAUUAAUAUCUGUUAUCUGCAACUUCAUCGGAGAAAAUGCUAAGCGGAAAUGUUUCCGCUGAUAUAGACAAACAUCCUGAUGAAAGAAAAUACACUAUAAGAAAAAUCGGCCUCAUGGGAAAAUGAUUGAAUUUUUGGUCUUGUGGAGCCGCCUCACCUGUGAAGAACUCUUUCGAGGCAAAAGAAUGUUGCUACCCAUGUUAAGGCCACCGCACACCUUACGACCCGACCGGUCGCCGACUGGCUU
Messenger RNA from Lytechinus variegatus (green sea urchin), 2022 nucleotides. RefSeq names its product dolichyl-phosphate beta-glucosyltransferase-like. The record is from RefSeq and is a predicted model, not a curated record. Lineage: Eukaryota; Metazoa; Echinodermata; Echinoidea; Temnopleuroida; Toxopneustidae. The transcript is spliced from 3 exons. Gene Ontology annotation, cellular component: endoplasmic reticulum membrane. The coding region runs from base 20 to 349 and encodes 109 amino acids.